Microthlaspi erraticum is the source of this 717-nucleotide messenger RNA. Lineage: Eukaryota; Viridiplantae; Streptophyta; Magnoliopsida; Brassicales; Brassicaceae. The record is from the annotation of a GenBank genome assembly.
AUGCGAACUCGAUCGAGUCGGUCUACAGAAGACUUGGUCGAGCUAGACUUCACAACGGGUAGAAAGAGAGUUCAGAGGUCACAGAGGGUACAAGAGGAACCUGAGGUGCUUGUUGCUGAUACAAUGGAUGUACCAGAGGGGAAUGGAAACCCUUUGGGCAAUGGACUCGGUCGAGCUAGGCAAACUCGACCGAUUGGUCAAGGAGAUGCUCCAAACCGCCACCAACAGAGACAAGGGAUUGUUCCACCACCAGUGCAGAACCACAACUUUGAGAUCAAGCUGGGAAUGAUCAACCUUAUCAAUGGUGUCUCUGAAGAUGCCAUCAAGCUGAGACUCUUUCCUAUGUCUCUAGCUGACAAAGCUCACCAAUGGGAGAAGAGCUUGCCCCAUGGCACAAUCACCACUUGGGAUGAAUGCAAGAAGGCCUUUCUUGCUAAGUUUUUCUCCACCGGUCGCACAGCCAAGCUUAGAGGAGGAGAUAUCCAGCUUCAUCAGCGAAACAAUGAGACAUUCGCAGAGGCUUGGGAGAGGUUCAAAGGGCUACACAAGUAUAGGGAGAUGCUAGACACAGCUAGCAAUGGGAACUUCCUCAACCAGGAUGUAGAUGAUGGCUGGCAACUUGUGGAGAACAUAGCAACUCAAAUGGAAGCUAUGGAGAAGAGUAUGAUCGCACCAACCGGAGCUCGACCCACCACUCGAUCGAGUCAGAGAAAUUGA